GAGGCAUAUGGACCAAGAAAGCCUCAUCUCUUCGUUCAACCUCAUCCUCAAAACUCAAAAUUGAAAUCUGACCGUUAGGUUUCCGAUGAGUUCAAUCGGCCAAAGCAUUCUGAUGGCGCUCGCCGUCACCGUCAACAAAUUCGCUUCCUCCAACGUUCAAUCCGUCCACAGAAACCAAUCAGCCGCCGCCGCCGCUUCCGACAUCGGAAGAAGAGGCCUCCUCUUCUCCGCCGUCGCCGCCGCCGUCGCCCCCGUCGACUCCAGAACCGAGCUGCUCAAAAGGUAUCUCAAGAAAUCUGAACAAAACAAAGAAAAAAAUGACAAGGAGAGAUUGGAUAGUUACUACAAGCGAAAUUACAAAGAUUAUUUUGAAUUCGUUGAAGGAUCGGUGAGGAAUAAGAGCGAGCUUUCAGAAACUGAGAAAGACAUUAUUGAGUGGCUUCGACGAAACAAGUGAAACUCACGUUCAUCUAUUAGAUUGUUCAAUUUUUAGUCUAGAUUUCGUUUAGUAAUGAUUUUGUUUUUACUUUUAUGGCUUUUGAAUCUAAGCUUGUUGGAUGAUAUUUUUCGAUUGGAAAGAAAAUGCAAAAACCAUUGAACUAUAGAAACGGUUAUAGCAGUUGGCCCUCCAAAUUAGUUUGAUAAUUAUAGGAUUUUGUUGCAAAUAUUUCAUAAGUUAGAGAGAUAAUUACUACUGAAUUGAAUGUGAGUAUCUUGACUCUAGUGUUC
Momordica charantia (bitter melon) is the source of this 729-nucleotide messenger RNA. RefSeq names its product photosystem I reaction center subunit N. The record is from RefSeq and is a predicted model, not a curated record. Gene Ontology annotation, cellular component: photosystem I. Gene Ontology annotation, biological process: photosynthesis. NCBI's taxonomy places the organism in Eukaryota, Viridiplantae, Streptophyta, Magnoliopsida, Cucurbitales, Cucurbitaceae.